GCGGCUCUCGCGGCGACUUUUCCUGCCGCCGGACACUCUUCCUGCUCCCGGCCGCGGCGGCGGCUUCCCUGGAGCGCCGUGGCUGCGGCUGGUGCGGAGCCGGUUGGCCGGAGGGACGCCCGGGGGAAGCCCUCUGCGGUCUCCUGGCAGGGCUGCGGGCCCCGCCAUGGGCAUGCUGGAGCGGCUGCGGAAGGAGUGGUUCAUCCUGGGCAUCGUCCUGGUCAUCGCCGUGGCCAAGUGGGAGCCGGCCUUCGGGGGGAAAGGGGGACCACUGAAGCCAGAAAUCUCCAUCACAUACAUAGCUGUUUCAGCCAUCUUCUUUAACAGUGGGCUGUCCCUGAAAACUGAGGAGCUGACAAGUGCUUUGAUGCAUGUGAAAUUGCAUCUUUUUGUCCAGAUCUUCACACUUGUAUUCUUCCCAACAGCAAUAUGGCUAUUUCUUCAGCUGUUAUCUAUCACACCUAUAAAUGAAUGGCUCUUAAAAGGUUUGCAGACAGUAGGCUGCAUGCCACCUCCUGUAUCUUCAGCGGUGAUAUUAACCAAAGCGGUUGGUGGGAAUGAGGCUGCUGCUAUUUUUAACUCUGCAUUUGGAAGCUUUUUGGGUAUUGUUAUAACUCCUUUGCUCCUGCUGCUUUUUCUUGGGUCAUCCUCCUCUGUGCCUUUUACAUCUAUAUUCUCGCAGCUGUUCAUGACCGUUGUAGUUCCACUUGUAAUUGGACAGAUUGUCCGAAGAUACAUAAGGGAAUGGCUUGAGAGAAAGAAGCCUCCGUUUGGUGCUAUCAGCAGCUGUGUGCUCUUGAUGAUCAUCUACACAACAUUCUGUGAUACUUUCUCCAAUCCAAAUAUUGACCUUGAUAAGUUUAGCCUGAUUAUCAUAGUUUUCAUAAUAUUUUCGAUUCAAUUGGGCUUCAUGCUGUUAACGUUCUUUUUUUCUACAAGGCAGAACUCUGGUUUCACACCAGCAGACACAGUGGCUAUUAUUUUCUGCUCUACUCACAAAUCUCUAACCUUGGGAAUACCAAUGCUGAAGAUAGUCUUUGAGGGCUAUGAACACCUGUCUUUAAUUUCUGUCCCUUUACUUAUCUAUCAUCCGGCUCAGAUCCUCCUUGGUAGCCUCUUAGUACCAACAAUAAAAUCUUGGAUGAUUUCCAGACAAAAGGCAGUGAAAUUAACAAAGCAGCCCAAGAUGCCAGUGAAGGUAUAACGAAAAGAGAUCCACUGAAUGUACAUAUGUACUAUACUGUACAUACACAGAGAAAACUCAGAAAACAGACAUAUGUGAAUGUUACUUCAAUACUUUAUUUUUAUAGAUACAUAUUAUAUAUAUAUAUAUAUAUAUUUAAAAUACCUAUUGAAGUGCCUUAAAAUAUCUUUGAAAAAGCAUUGAUUCUAAAACCACAUAGCUGGUUAAUAGAAAAGGUUGCACACAUUUUUGAGAUCCUUUAAUUUUUUUUAAAAAAUUCUUAAGCAAAUAGUUCUAAUUGUGAAAGACUUGGAGCUUCUGUCAUCGCACAUUCUCAGAGACAGCAGGCACAAUCCACCAAAAACUACCCUCUCUCAAAAUGAAUGAAGAUUGGGAGCCAUAUUCAUUGGACCAUGCUGAACAGUUUACAAGUUAGUAUAUUAAACCAGGACGUAAAAAACCAGGGAGCUCUCUUCCGGCUGCCAGCAGGCAAGCACUUUCUGAAGUUCUAGUUGAGAGUAACUUGAAUUUCUGUGCAAUUCCAUAAUCCUCCCUGCUCAUAUGAUUGUGACAUAUCUUUUUCUUCUGUGUACACUCAGCAUGGGGCCAUCCAUUGGAAGAGAAACUGAAAAGCAUGAAUUAUUUGCAUUUGUUGACACAGUUGUCUAGACAUUCCUUCAAAGUUAAUGGUUUCUCACGACAAUUCUCUCCGUUCCAUUUUUAUGAUAUUGUGGCAUUGUAUAUCUUAAAUGCAUUGUGAGUUUCUUCAAAGAGGCGGCCUGGAGCUUAGGUUGGUAGGAAAGAACUGUGAUCUGCAGCUAAGAGUUUUUAAUAUUAUUAUUAUUAACCCAAACUGAGCAAAAAAACCCAACACUAUGUUUCCUUUUUCUUGCCCAAGUUCAAUACAUGCUACCCCACAGUGACAGAAUACAGGAAACAAAUAUUGCAGUAGCCAUUUCUCUGCAAUUUACAGAGCUGAGGUUUUUGUUGGAACUUGGGCAGCACACGCAACCUUCCAAGGGUGGGAAACUAAUAGCUAUUCAUCAGCUGGCAAAUGUAUUGGUGUGCUUUAUGCAUUUUAAGUAGCAGUGGUGAGAUAAAUGGGGGGAUAUGUCUAAUCUGACAAUCAGUUGUUGCUUGAUUAAAAAUGGCUUUUUCUUUACAUUUUAUAGAAGGAAUGAAUAUCAGUAUAUUAAUGAAUAUAAAGAGGGGAAAGGGUAAACACGACACCUUAUUCAAGACAGUUUCAGGUGGCAGGUGGUGAUUAGGCUAAGUGGUGAUUUCCAGCAGUGGACACAUCAACUAUGGCAUCAUAAGCUCGGUAGUCGUGCAGCUUCAUACAGGAAUCCAGCGCUCCUCUGUCCAUGAGGAUCUUCAUAGCUUGUUCCAUUGAAGCAUGUGUACCAAGAGCCGGGGUGCACACUGGGAUUGCACACAGAAUUCUGGGAACAAAAAAACUGAUUUGGACCACAUUCCACCUUAUGGGUUAAUGGAAAGAUAGAACAUCAAGUUCUUAGGGAACAGCAUAGAGCUUCAUUGUUACUGUUAACUGCAUAUAUAAACCAUUGUGAAAUACAUUCCCCAAUGUAAUCACUGUGUGGUGGUGGUGGAGGAAAGUAUAUAUUGGGUUCAAUUGUCCUGCCCAAAAUAACUUAAUUUGGUGCCAAGCUGAGGUGCCUUGGGUUGGCAGCAAUCUAUAUUAAGUGAUUUCCUUAUCACUAAGGUUCAAGUAUCUUUAUUAAUGGAUAAAACAAAUAUAUGAUACAACAAUGUGCUCAGCACUCAUUUAACAAGGAUUAAGGUUAGUGAAGUUUAACAUACCAGCCAAGAAACUGUUGCAUUCCACUAAUCAAGUGGUCUUAAAUUUUAUGUAGGAUUUUUUUUUAAAAAAAAUGGUGCCACAUUAAUGUUUCUAACAGGUUUGCCACUAGAGGAAUACCUAAAACCAAUUGCAAGCUCUUGAUUAAGUUCCUGAUUAAGUGGACCAAACAUGUUUUACAUGCAGCUCAAAACUCACCUCAUUAGAUGUUUAAUGGCUGAUUACCCAUCUUGAUUUGGUAACUAAAAACAUGGAUAAACAAAAGGUUAGGUGAAGGCACAUAAAUAAUGUUCUUUCCCCCACAAAUCCUUCUCUGAGCCUCCAGCAUGCGUGUUCCCUAACACACAGUCCUUCCAUUCAUAAACUGAGGGCGAAAACAAGGCCCAAGAAUUUUCUGGUUACUGGUUUCAAAACAGCUAAUUUAUAUAUUAGGAUUUUUGCGUGCAAAGGAAAUAAAUAGGCGUUGCACAAGAGUGCAAGUUCUGAUCUUGUGUAAAUCCAUAUCAUUUUGAUGCUUCUGGCAUAUGAAACAUUCCUGACAGGUCAUUCCUAUUUAGCUCACACCCAACCCCUUCUGUCUUCUCACUUGAGCCAUGCCUGCUCUUGAUCAGUCACUACACUGCUAAUUUUUCAACAGAUCUACCUCGAAGUACGCCACCACCAUUAAUUCAUGGCUUUUAACUAUCGGAUGUUGUCAUGGUGAUUUCAUUGGUAUGUUACUGUGUUUAAGAUGGUUCUAUGGAGAGGCAGUUUUGUUUAGGCCCUUUUUGGCCAUAACUGUUGAUGGCUUGGGACAGCCUAAAUGGUGUUACGUUUCUUCCUGUUUUUACAUAAGAGACUGUUGGAUGGAUUGUUCUGAAGGGGACAUAAAGCAAAAGCGAAGUACAUCUCUUAAAUCCAUACUUAGUAGAACUUAAUUAUUCAUAUCCAAAAUGUUGCAUUAUGUUUAAAGACUGUUAAGAUGUUUGUUUCAUGCCUUCAGCUAUGCCUAAAUGUCCUUAUAAGAGAAACUCAUUGGGUAGUGGUUUGUUAAUGUAAAAUUGGGAAGUGGACAAAUGGAUGGGUUUGCAGUUUAUUUUUGUAACUUGGUGUCAUUUUUCUGGAGUAAAUCUUUGUUUCUUUUUAAAAUGCAAACUUAAAAAAAUAAAACAGCCAGUUGCAUUG
This is a messenger RNA of Eublepharis macularius, 4166 nucleotides long. It is a transcript of the gene SLC10A7, whose product is annotated as solute carrier family 10 member 7. Gene Ontology annotation, cellular component: plasma membrane. Bases 167 to 1204 code for a protein of 345 amino acids. Lineage: Eukaryota; Metazoa; Chordata; Lepidosauria; Squamata; Eublepharidae. The transcript is spliced from 12 exons. The record is from RefSeq and is a predicted model, not a curated record.